Molecule: messenger RNA, 1310 nt
Organism: Panonychus citri (citrus red mite)
Lineage: Eukaryota; Metazoa; Arthropoda; Arachnida; Trombidiformes; Tetranychidae
Gene: Nmdmc
Product: C-1-tetrahydrofolate synthase, cytoplasmic-like
Exons: 7
Coding region: 187-1152 (321 amino acids)
Biological process (GO): tetrahydrofolate interconversion
Cellular component (GO): cytosol
Molecular function (GO): methylenetetrahydrofolate dehydrogenase (NADP+) activity; methenyltetrahydrofolate cyclohydrolase activity
Source: RefSeq, a predicted model, not a curated record
UUUAAUUGUUUUGGUUUUUUUUCUUAAUUAUUUAGUUUCCCAUUUCUAUUGAUGUAGUUGAUUAGAUUCUCAAUUGAUUGUAAAUCAUUUUCUUUCACUAAUUCUAAUGGAGAGAGAUUUUAUUUUCUUCCCUUUGAUGAUUGUUGUUGUUACCAUUUGGUUUUAAUUGUGAUUCUCAUCAACCAAAUGACUCGAUUGAUUAACUUAAUUACUCAAACCAACUCUAUUAUCAGGAGAUCAUCAACAUCCAUUGGUGGAAAAACAAUGGCGAAAAUCAUCAGCGGCAAAGAAGUUUCAGGUCAAAUUCAGGCCAAAUUGCGUGAAGAAGUCGGUAAAUUGUCGGUCAAACCUCAACUGGCCAUUAUCCAGGUCGGAUCUCGAGACGAUUCCAAUGUCUACAUUAAGAAUAAGAUCAAAUUUGCCGAAGAGGCCGGUGUCCUUGCCACUCACCAUAAAUUACCCAAAUCAACAACCCAAGAACAACUGAUUGAUAAAUUGCAUAAUCUAAAUCAAGAUUCAAGUGUUCAUGGUAUAAUUGUACAACUACCAUUGGAAAGUGACAGUCCAAUCAAUACUGAUCAAAUUACUAAUUUAAUUGACCCAGAAAAGGACGUUGAUGGUCUUUCAGAUAUCAAUGCUGGUAAAUUGAUGCAUGGCCAAGUCAAUGGGAUGAAUAGCUAUGUACCCUGUACACCAUUUGGUUGUUUAGAGUUAAUUAAACAAAGUGGUGUUCAAAUUGCUGGUUCUCAUGCAGUUGUAUUGGGUCGUAGUAAAAUCGUCGGUUCACCAAUGGCCCAACUAUUGGUCUGGAACAAUGCUACGGUCACUAUUGUCCACUCAAGGAGUAAAAAUAUUCCAGAAACGGUUCGAAAUGCCGACAUUGUUGUGGCCGCGGUUGGUCAACCUUUUUUCGUGAAAAAAGAUUGGCUUAAACCAGGCGCUGUUGUAAUUGAUUGUGGAAUCACAUCUAUUCCUGAUUCAACUCGUAAAUCAGGCUACCGAUUAGUUGGAGAUGUUGAUUAUGAUCAAUGCAAAGAAGUGGCCUCAGCUAUUACCCCAGUUCCUGGAGGAGUUGGACCAAUGACCGUUGCCAUGUUAAUCUACAAUACUGUUGAUGCCGCUAAAAAGAGCUUGGCCAAAUCAAGAAAAUAAUUCAAUCAAAUUGAAAGGAGCAACUUUUUUGCAAUCAACCCAAUUACGAUUCAACGAUUUUAAUUUUAAACUUUAUAUAUCAAUUAGUACGAUUUUAAACCUAAUAUACCACAAGAAAAUAAUUUAAAUACAAUUGAUUGUUUUAUAUUUUGUUUUAA